Molecule: messenger RNA, 1059 nt
Organism: Miscanthus lutarioriparius
Lineage: Eukaryota; Viridiplantae; Streptophyta; Magnoliopsida; Poales; Poaceae
Source: the annotation of a GenBank genome assembly
AUGUCCACCGCAGGCGACCCCGCCGGCGCAGCAGCAGCUGCUGCUGCCGCGGCGGCGGCGGCCACCCCGUCAGGUCGUGCGCCGAGGCUGCCGCGGUGGACCAGGCAGGAGAUACUGGUGCUCAUCGAGGGCAAGCGCAUGGUGGAGGGCCGCGGCGGGCGCGGCGGGAGGGGCCGCGUGGCAGCGGCGGCGACGGCGGCGGCCGCGUCGGCGUCGGCGUCGGCGGCCGCGUCGGCGGCGUCGGCGGCGCUGGAGCCCAAGUGGGCCGCGGUCGCGGAGUACUGCCGGCGCCACGGCGUCGAGCGGGGCCCCGUGCAGUGCCGGAAGCGCUGGAGCAACCUCGCCGGCGACUACAAGAAGAUCAAGGAGUGGGAGCGGGCCGCGGCGGCCUCGCGCGAGCCGUCCUUCUGGGCUAUGCGCAACGAUGCGCGCAGGGAACGACGCCUCCCGGGCUUCUUCGACCGCGAGGUGUAUGACAUACUCGAGGGCCGGGGCCGGGCCAUCCUCGACGACCGGUCCGCCAGGAAUGCCGCGGCGGAGGAGCCGGCGGCGGUGCGCGUCGAGGAGGGCAAGGAGGCGGAGGUGCCGGAGGCCGUCUUUGACAGUGGCCGCCCGGCCACGGAAGAGGCCUUGUUCUCGGAGGAUGAGGAGGAGGAAGAAGAGGACGCACCGGCGGUGGCCCCUCCUCCCCCACCACCACCGGUCAUCGCCGUGCCUGUAUCUGAGAAGCCCGAGGCAUCAAGGCAACAACAGAGCGCUGAGCAAGGCACAUCGAAAGACACACAGCCUGAGCAAAGCUCUGAGAGGGAUGCACCGGCUCAGCAGGGUGGACAGAAGAGACCGCGGACCGAAGAAGGGGCUGGAGAAGGCACAGCAGACCUGCAGAGCAAGCUGAUCGAGAUCCUAGACCGGAACAGCCGGUUGGUGGCUGCACAGUUGGAGGCGCAGAACCAAAACUGCGAGCUCGACAGGGAGCAGAGGAAAGACCAAGCUAACAGCCUAGUUCUCGUGCUCGGCAGGCUAGCCGACGCCCUUGGCAGGAUCGCCGAUAAGCUAUAG